This is a messenger RNA of Epinephelus moara (kelp grouper), 9185 nucleotides long. It is a transcript of the gene clmnb, whose product is annotated as calmin b. The coding region runs from base 4554 to 7139 and encodes 861 amino acids. The transcript is spliced from 10 exons. NCBI's taxonomy places the organism in Eukaryota, Metazoa, Chordata, Actinopteri, Perciformes, Serranidae. Gene Ontology annotation, cellular component: nuclear outer membrane; cytoplasm; meiotic nuclear membrane microtubule tethering complex. Gene Ontology annotation, molecular function: actin filament binding. The record is from RefSeq and is a predicted model, not a curated record. Gene Ontology annotation, biological process: nuclear migration.
UAUCAGGCCUUAAACUGUCUUAAAUUCAGAUUUGACGGGCCUUUAAAUAUUUUCGAAAAUCUCCCCAUCCUGACAGACCCAGCACUCUGGAAAAUCACUUUCACAUUGUAUACGUUUAUUUCACAGAAUGUCGAGGUUACUACUGUUAAAGUUCUUCUCCUUUCAGCUUUUUUAUUUGUACUCGGAAGUCGGAAGUGGGAAUGACGUCACCUCCGAGUUGACAACAGUUUUUGCCUUCUAGUUUACGACGGUGGACAAGUCGGAAAAAAACAUGGACGCAGAUGAGGCUGACCUAAUGUAAAACAAAUAAGAUAAAAUUGUUAUAAACAGUACUUUAUUAGAGUGUUUACUCACUAUGUAUGUGACUGGCAGCCAUCUUGAAUUCGUAAGUCGGGUUUGCUCCGAGUUUCCGAGUUGGAAAUCUGAUCUCAGGGUGCGCUUGAGGACAGGUGUUGUGGUGCGUUCGUUUUGUACUCGGAGGUCGGAAAUUCCCAGUUCCCAGUCGGAAGUUUAAACUCGAACGCACCCUGAGAUCGUAUUUCCAACUCGGAGCAACCGCAUCAAAUCCGACUUACGAAUUCAAGAUGGCUGCCGGACUUUCUUGCGGGCAUCCAUGUUUUCUUCCAACUUGUCCACCGUCGUCAACUAGAAACAAAAACUGCUGUCAACUCGGAGGUGAAGUCAUUCCCACUUCCGACUUCGGACCUCCGAGUACAAAAUGAACACACCAUUAUAUACAGUGUUCAGGGGGCGUUACCUCUGCUAACAGGUGACCUCUAAUCAGGUGGGAUUCAUCAUUCAGCACAGCUGGUGAGAGCAGAUUUAGAUGGUUUGAGAAUGUUUGCUGCCUCCAGAGUCGACCUCUCUUAUUUUUUCUCUUGACAGAAAAUUAAGAGCAAUUUGAGAGCGUGUUGCUGCAUUGUUUAGUUUUGUAAAGCAGCGUUUGAGAAAAUCUCAGGCAUGAAGGAUGAAGUAUUUUCUGACGUGCUUCUUCAGCAGCUUCUGGAGGUCGAUAUUAAUAACUCAAUUUACAAAGGCUGCGAGUCACCAAACUGGACAGAAAAGUCUGACUUUAGAUAUAUUAAAGGUGAUAUAAAUGAGCAUUAUCAAGACGCAGUGUUGGCUUUGAUUUUAGCCCCCUGUUCAUCUGAAUGAAGGUAGAUGGGGGAAGAAGCGGAACCAGGCUCAACAUUUGCAGCAAUGCAGCAUCAUCUGUUUCUGUCUAAAGAAGAAAGAUGAUAUAACUGCAGUCAUGAUAACUUUUCAGGGUCAUGACAUCGUCUCUGUGAGGAUUACAAGCUGCUGUUCAGGGAUUUGAUUACUGAUAAGACUUAAAAAACCUUUUCUUGAUUGCUACGACACUUAAGAAUGUGGGAUCCACCUCAUCUUCAUCAUCACCCUCUCUGCACGGCAGCAGUCUCCUUACAAAUGUGUCCAUACUCUCUUAUUGGUUUCACACAUUUUUUAAAGCAUUUUAUAUAUGUAGUGGGGGCCCCUGCUGUGUUUCUCUUUCAGUAAUGGGGUCCCUAUAAGCCCUGCGUGCUUAUAGUAUGUGAAAACAAGUACAUGCAGGCAUAUCACAGCAUUCAGGGACGGGCAGUAUUUCUAUUACUUGUAUUUAAAAUACGUAUUUCAAUUACAUUUGAGUAUUUUGUAAUUUGUAUUUGAUAAGGCCGAUAAAAAGCAAAUGUAAUUUGUAACAAAAUACUUUUGAGUGGAGUAAUUUUGUAUUUAAAAUACUCAAAAUACUUUCUCCACGAAUCAAAAAACAAAAAUAACAGGCUACACAUUCUUAUAAUAUCGGACGUAACAAUAUUUUUUACCAAUUUGUUUUUAAAUAUAUUUAUCUAUAUGUUUUUUUAAACUUGGGCCAUUCAAUGUGCCCUUCACUGACCUAGUGGUCUGUUUUACUGGACUGUGCAUAACAUAGGAAAUUGUAUGUUGUUGUGGUUGAUGCUUGGGAUGAGUAUGCUACAAAUUAAUUGCCUCACGUGGGAUCAAUAAAGUUGUCUGAAUCUAAAUCUGAAUCAGUAAAUAAUAUUUUAGGGUAGCCUACACCAAAUUGUGAGAAAACAAGCUCAGAUUUACAAUAGCUGCAACCAGAUUUGCUACUAUCACGCCAUUAAUGGAUGAAUCAUGGUUGUUCUUUCUGGCAUAGUUACUCAUGGUCUCUAAUUGCAACAUGUAAAUUUUGAGCAUUUUUGGUCAGGGACUGACAGAGUGACCUAUAGAGCUGCGGGUCGAUGCUAAAAAGAAAAAGAAAAAAAGUAUUUUCUGUAUUUGAAAAUACCAAAUACAUGUAUUUUAUUUUGAUACAUUUUCUGGCACCAGUAUUUUGUAUUUUAUUUUGAUACAUUUAUUUGAGGAGUAUUUUGUAUUUUGUAUCAAGAUACAUUUUGAUGUAUUUUUGCCCAUCUCUGACAGCAUUCACUGUAUUCUUUUCUCCAAAGAUCAUUUACUCAGGCCUGCUGCACUCUGCACCUUUUACACAUUCUCCUGUUGAAAUACUGUAAAAAGAAAAAAGUGGCAUUUUCUUAAUUUUUAUUACAUCCAUUAUUUAUAUAUUUACGUGUCUUUGUCCUCCUUUGUUCCUUUUGUUUAACAUAGUCAAUCCAACAGUGCCUGUGCUGUUUUGAAAAAACGUGUGAAACCUAAUGAAAAAGCUGUACUAGGUGAUCAAGACCGGGGGCGUCAACUGCGUAGGAUCCAUACUGAAAAUGUACGUAUGGACAAAAGUCAAAAAUGGCGUGCCAAAAAAUGUUUGACAAUUUCUACAGUUAGGCUUUCACUUCACCAUCUGUGUCGCCAAUUUCCCGUCUCCAAACUGUUCAUAAGCAUGGGUCAAAGUUUCAUCAAGUCUGUUUUUAUAGAUCACAACUUUUGCAUGGGAAGUGGCGUACAGAUCCUUGAGGUCUCGCUGUGUGCCUACGUACACAGAGACCCCAGGUGGAUCCCAGUUUCACUAAGUGUCUAAGCAAUUUCGGAAAGCUGGAAUAUAAAAAGGUGCAGAUAGUGCAUAAAAUAAACAUCAAAAUAGAGUUUGUGCCACGGGAGGCUCCUCCAGACCCCCUGAAAGAGGCCCAGGGUAAUUAUUCAUGUAUUAAUUAUCAAGGUUUAUUUAUUAACUGGCUCCUGACCUCGUGUCAUUUUGAAUUGUAUCAAAGGAAGACUCAUACACAUUCAAAACAUACAUUCAAAAAUCUCUACUCUACAUGUUGCAGGGCUGCACUGAGGACAGUCCAACACGGACUGAAACAUUUGCACAUUUCCUCACUGCCUGUGCCCUGCAACAUGUAAAAUAGAGUCUUCCAUCACUACAAUGUGACAUUAUCGUUGACUUCUGCACCAGAAUAGAAGACUAACAGGACAGUUUAUUAUUAAGGUGCGGCUCAUCUCAUGCUGACCAUCCCCUCCUGUCAUUUUGUCCCCAGAAGCAAGCUGAGUCUCCCUGGUCUAAUGUCACUGUUUAAUAAAGAAUACAAUGCCUGAAAGGUCUGUAGUGUGGGAAGGACAUCAGGGGUGCAUUCCAAAUCUCAUACUGUUUGUUUUCACUUUUAGUACGGAGCCCUUCUGUGCGGAUUUUGCAUGUUCUCCUCAUGUCAGCGUGGGUUUCCUCCAGGUGCUCCGACAUGUUCUCCUCAUGUCAGCGUGGGUUUUCUCCAGGUGCUCCAGCUUCCUCCCACAGUCCAAAGACAUGCAGGUUAAUUGGUGACUCUAAAUUGUCCGUAGGUGUGAAUGUGAGUGUGAAUGGUUGUCUGUCUCUAUGUGUCAGCCCUGUGAUAGUCUGGUGACCUGUCCAGGGUGAACCCUGCCUCUCGCCCAAUGUCAGAACCAACCUGACUGCAAAAUCGUACCGGAUGUAGUAGAACAUCCUGGUAUUUUUGGCACACUGCAAUUGACAUACAAUAUAUUUGGGCAUACUAAAUCUAUUUCUGGCAUACUGUAUGGUGUGGUAGUGAGGGUAUUGGGAUGCACAGCAGCUGUUGGUGGUGGGGACAAGAUGUGCGGCAGGUCUAAAAGCAGUUUCAGUCCCAUAUUUAACUGAAAAACAAUAAUUAUAAUUUAAAAAAAGUCCACUUGGCUGCUCUCAGACAUCACUACAGAUAACACAAGUCGUUUUUUAUGUGCGAACACCGUGAAAUAUUCUUAGUAAAAACAUUUUUCUACAUCUGCUCACUCCUGCCAAAUGUCUCAUUCCUUCAGUGUGAGCUGAACAUGCUGAUGUCAGAGUUAUGAGAAAUCAGUAAGAUUUAUAACAGGCCUCUGCAGGGAAACCAAACACCUGUGACCCACCACACUGUUCCUUCAUUUGAACAGUUAACGUGACCGCCUUCACAUAGUUUUAUGAUCCACAGCCUGCCAAUAGGAUUCAGGUGGAGUGAAGCUCAGAGUUGAUCAACAGCUCAGAGCGUGUUGAGGCAAGGCGCAGUGCCUCACUCUGCCUUUGCUUCAUCCUCCGUCUGUGAGGAAACCUCAGAGCACCUCUAAUUACCACAAGCGUCUGACAUUUUAAACUGUUGUCCCGUCUCAUCACCACACUGGAUCAUCAGUAGAUGUGUGACUGGAGUUAUGUGACAAUGCAGGACAAGGCCAACACAGAUUCACAAGACAAACCAGAGGGAGAGAUCAGUGAUCGACGUGUGCAGCAGCCUCAAGAUGAGAGGACAGCAGUGCGGACGAGAGCCUUCACCAGGUGGAUGAAUGUGUUCCUGCAGAGACGUGAUCCUCCGGUCGAAGUGCACAACCUGUUCACAGACAUCCAGGAUGGCAGGAUACUGAUGGCUCUGCUGGAGGAGCUGUCCGGAUGCAAGCUGCUUUACAGGUUCAGGGCGUCGUCUCACCGCAUUUUCAGACUGAACAAUAUUUCCAAGGCCCUGGCUUUCCUGGAUGAUCGACAUGUGAAGCUGCUUGGCAUCGAUGCCUCCGGUAUUGCUGAUGGGCUUCCCGCUGUUGUUUUGAACCUAAUCUGGAACAUGAUCCUGUUUUUCCAGGUAAAGGAGGUGACGGGAGGCCUCCAGAGGCAUUUGUCUUCUAGCCUCUCCUCCUUAUCAAUGAGCAGUUACCCCUCCUCCGGCGACCUCUCACCCCAGCCAAAUGACAUUGGCAGCUACUCCUGCAGCACCCUGCCAAGCAAAGGCAGAAAGGCUGCCAGAAAGCCAAAGUACCACGGGAAAGCAAUCAAAACUCUCCUGCAAUGGGUCCAAAGAUGCACAUCAAAGUUUGGGGUGGACGUGCAUGACUUUGGGAAGAGCUGGAGGAGUGGGCUGGCAUUCCUGGCCAUGAUUAAGUCUUUAAACCCAGCCUUGGUUGACCUGAGGGAGAGUCUGUCCAGAGAGCCAAGAGAAAACAUUCAGCUGGCCUUCACGAUAGCCAGUCACAGUUUGGAUAUUCCACCUCUGCUGGAGCCUGAAGAUGUGUUGGGCACUUCACCAGAUGAGCGGUCCAUCAUCACCUAUGUGUCCAUGUUCCUGACGGAUUACUCAGGCACAGACAAGUGUCAUACAGCAGAUCUUGGAGUUCUUGAGAUCCCAAAUUUUGGAUCGCUUGACUCCGUCAGCUUUGGAAAGACCCUCGCUGAUGACCCAGAGGCCCAAGCUUUGCUCCAAGGCAUGGAGAAGUCCAGUGAGCAGGGACUGUGGAAACGAUGGGCCAGAAGAUCCUCAGGGAGCCCCCGCACCACCCUGCUUUCUGCAAGUGAGGCCACGUCACCGUUCAAUAAAAAGACAAGCAGGAGUCGAGGCAUUUUACAGCCACCCAGUCCGCUGGAUGCAGGCAUUGGCAGCCCGGAGAUCCGAUCAUGGAUGGAGAAAGCGUCUGCGGAGCAGAGCUACAGCAAGCCAAGAGUGGAUGAAAGUCACUUUUCUUUGAGCUCAGAGGAAGGAAUCUACAACUUGUCAGCACUGGACUCAGAUGAGGAAGAAGCCUACAGCUACAUCCUGGAUCUGAAUAAAGAGGUUUUCCCACCGUAUAAUCAGCUGAAGAGACAAGUGCCAAGAGUUGAGGAGGAAACAGAGGAAGAAAUGCUCCUGAACGGACAGCAGACUGAAGAGUUGGCACAUCUGGAGAUAUUUGAGACGUUAAACGGCAGCGAAUCUAAACAUCAAGAAGGCUCACUGGAACAAAAUGUUGAUUCAGAAGUCAGGGCUCAGUCAGUCCUUCACAGGGCGUUUGAUAGGGACACAGAUGAAAGUAGUUCCAGAGAGACGGCAAACGGCAUAGCUGUGUUUGACGUGCAGCCAGAGGAAGACAGCACAGAGGAACGUAAAGAUGAGACAGUUGUUCGAGGACAGAGUAAUGAUGAUGGCAAUCAUUGUGAGGAAGAGAAGGAGGAGGAGAAGACAGAAAAUACUAGAUUGGUGAAAUGUGGUGAAAGAGAGGCUCUGGUGGAUGAAACCGAGAACACAAAGCUUCUUGAAGCAGCUAGUUGGAAGACAGAGGUUGAGGAUGACACUGAUAGAGGGCUUUUUGAAAAAUGUGGACAAGUGAGUGAAAAGAAAACAAUGGACGAAGAAGAUGAGGCAGAGAAUGUGACGAUAUUUAAGGAAGUCCAGGACAGAAUGUUAGGGAGAGAAAAAGCGGAAGAGGAUAGUGUAAAAGAGGAAGACGGUCAGCAGAGUGUUGUGAGCUCAGAAAGCUUUAAGGUCGGAGUAAAUGAAAAAAUAUUAACUGACGAGGUUGUAUGUGGGGCAAGAUGGGCCGGAGCGACUCAUGCAAAAGAACAAAAUGACGGGAAAGACGAUGCCCCUGAAAUGGAAGAUUUAACUUGUGAAGAUGAAGACAAGGACAGAUACAGUGCUGAAGUCAUGAAUUCAGUGGAUUCUGAAGCAGUGAGAACAGAAGAGGAGAAAGACAGGGAAUUAAGGAUUAAAAGACAUAAGCUCACUGAGAAGACAGCGACAACAACAGACCAUCCCAAUGAAACAGCCCAAAAAAAUGACACUAAUGGAGGUGUUAACGUCCAUGAUGGUGAGCGAUGGACUCCUGCCUAUGGUGCAACUUCUCCAUCAUUCAGAGCAGAGGGAUUCACUCUUCACUCUUCAGCCGCCUCUUGUGACAUAACCCCAUCAGAGCUGGAAAUGCUCGUGGUCCUGUGGAUCCUGCUCUUCUGCUGCUUCAUCCUACCUCAGCUGAACUUCUGAGUCUCUCCUGCGGUGCUCCCUCCCUAUUAAGAUAUGCUUAUUAGCCCAGUUCCCACUAACGAGCCAAACAAGGACACUCAGGGCUGACUCUUUAUCUGUGUCACUAAAUUUCCCUCAAGGCAACAUUUAAUGAUUGUGUUUGCUUUUUCGCUGCCAGCAGAAAUAAUUUGUCUUUUGGGUUAUAGUUUCAGAUAAAACACAUGAAUGCUGUUAUCUCCAUUAUGACUCAGUUUGUCAGAUACUUGGUCUCACACAACUCAAAUUAUCAGACAUGGUUUUUUUUUUUUCUGCAUGUCCAAAAUUCUCUGUUUGAUUUAUUUUUUCUGGCAGAAAUCCUCCUUUCAAUUUCAGUUGACUUUAUCGACCACAUGGAGGCAGCGCAGCAUCACAGCAGAGACUGUCUCAGACGACAGACCGUCUCUGCAGCAUUCUGUCGACUGCUGAGAAUCCCAUCUGACCUGCUGUUUAAUUAGAAGCUGUAUUGACACGCUGAGAUUAAGCAGAUAAUAUUUAAUGAGCACUUUGACAUUUCGCACUCAGAACGUAUACAUUGUCAUUGUUUUGAUCAACAAUGUUGACUUUUUACUUGACUUUUCUGUGACUAUGAGAUAUAAAUAAUAAUUUGUACUCUCAUGUAUCUUCUGGUCCUUUCCAUGAGGUCAAAUCAGAAAUCAGCCUUGUAAAUAUUCUAUUUGAAGGUGCUGUAGAUGCAAUGGGGGAAUUAGUAUUCAACAUGUCAACAUUUUUUUCAUUAAACAUAUUCUCAAUGCAGCUAUUCACAUGAAAUUUACACAAGACAUUGACAUUAACUCAGUAAAAUUGCACAGCAAACGGAAUCGUAACAUUUCCAACCAUAAAAAUAUAUGUGCAAUAAAGUGUAAAAACAUAGGGAAAAAAGUUUUGAACACACCAACUGAAAUGUUUUUUUUUAAAACAAUCAAACAUUUAUAUCAUUAUUUCUGCUUUAAAUAAAGCAAACAGGUAUUAAAGAAACUUUAUGAAAUGAUAUAAAGAAGAAAAACAGACGUACAAAUCAACAUUUUUUUUUUUUUUCUUUAAAUACAUUUGGUGUGAUAUUCUAACUCAGUGUUUCCCAACUGGUGGGUCGUGGUCCAAAAGUGGGUCAGUUAUUUUUGACUCUUUCCCCACCAUUGACGAGAUAUUCCGGCAAUCCGUGUUUUCACUGUUAUAAGAUAGGGGUCGCUGUUACACAUCUUGUAAAAUAGAACAGCACUCCCGUAUCCAAAAACAAAUGAAGAAGACAAUCUGCUGGAAACCGGAAGGAGAUGUUGUAGCUUGUGACUGCACGAAAAUGCGGAUGACGACGGAAAGCUGUGGAGAUGUUGAUGGACUCGGACACCGUCACUUCCUGUUUUGAUCUACAUUCUGAAUCUGAUUUGGACAAAGAAGCACACGAGUUUGGUGGGACGAAGCGGGAUCUCCAUGGUGGUGACAGUGACACACGGACAAGAUGACCACAGAGGAGGCAGAGACAACACAACACUGUGAGGACCUUGAAUGAAUGACUAAGGAGAAAUCUGGACCAGUUGGGAACCACUGGUCUAACUCAUGUCGUUCAAACAAUCUGAUGCUGACCUCAUAACACCUUUUCAUCCUCAGAGACCAAAUUCAUUUGUUACCAUAGAACAUUCUGUACCCUGAGCCAACUUUGGGCCAAUGCCCGUAAUGAGUACACUCAUUUACUUUAAUGCUAAUGUGCAACAUUAACCUCGCAGCACCACCAACAGUUCUGUGCAGUUAUAACUUGGUGAGACGCACUGGAAGAACAGUGGAUCCCUCUGUAUUGGUAAUCUCUCGCAAAAUCCCAUUCCAGCACAUGUCCGACUCCUCAUAUCUCCAGAUGUCUGUCGUCUCUGUUGUUGGAUUGAAAUGUUAGGACUUCUUUAUCUGUGUAGUUUUACUGAAUUAAUAUCAAUGUCUGGUGUAAAUUUCAUGUCAAUAGCUGCAUUGCAAAUAGGUUUAAUGAAAGAAAAUGUUGGCGUGUUGAACACUUAUUUUCCCUCACUGUAUAUUAGGCACAUGUAC